AUGAGUGACGACGUUAUAAAACAUUCGGUACACACUUUAGUGUUUAGAUCCUUAAAACGAUCUCAUGACAUGUUUCUCUCAAACCAAGGAAUGCUUCCACCAAUUGAUGAUAAAGCUGAAAAUAUUUUGAAAGUUAUCAAGAGUAGAGAUAGUUAUGGGCUUGUAAUGUCUGCGGUACAGAAGGCACAGGCUAUGAAAGAAAGGGAAGCAAUGAGUCGACCAGAAACCCCACAUGAUACAGAAAUAGCAGAAUCAGCAGCCCUAGCAUCAGAUGGAGCAAUGUUGCCAUACACAGGACCUGCCGCCCCAACAAGCACAGCUAUUACUCCAUUGCCCCGUAAAGCACCAGUAAUGCCAAAACCGAAAUGGCAUGCUCCAUGGAAACUUUGCAGAGUUAUUUCAGGACACUUAGGGUGGGUUAGAUGUGUUGCUGUUGAACCAGGAAAUGAAUGGUUUGCUACAGGAGCCGCAGACAGAGUGAUAAAGAUUUGGGAUUUAGCAAGUGGAAAAUUGAAGGUAUCACUGACUGGACAUGUCAGUACUGUUAGAGGUCUUGAAGUGUCAGCGAGGCACCCAUAUCUUUUCAGCUGUGGAGAGGACAGACAAGUUAAAUGUUGGGAUCUGGAAUAUAAUAAGGUAAUACGUCACUACCACGGCCAUCUAUCGGCCGUGUACACAUUAGCGCUCCAUCCGACUAUCGACGUACUGCUAUCAGCUGGUCGGGAUGGCACAGCCCGUGUUUGGGACAUGCGGACGAAGGCCAAUGUACACACACUUACUGGACACACGGAUACUGUAGCCUCGCUUGUGUGUCAAGCUUCUGAACCACAGAUCAUUACUGGCUCCCAUGACUCGACAAUUCGCCUCUGGGACUUAGCAGCUGGAAAAUCCCUCUGCACACUUACAAAUCAUAAAAAAUCUGUCCGUUCUAUAGUCAUACACCCUACAUUGAACACGUUUGCAUCAGCUUCACCAGAUAAUAUAAAACAAUGGAAAUGCCCAGAAGGAAAGUUUAUUCAAAACCUGUCCGGGCAUAAUGCCAUCGUUAAUUGUAUGGCAGUCAACCCUGAAGGCGUCUUAGUGAGUGGAGGCGAUAACGGGACCAUGUAUUUGUGGGAUUGGAGAACCGGCUAUAACUUCCAACGAUUGCAAGCUGCUGUACAACCAGGGUCAAUGGAUUCUGAAGCAGGAAUAUUUGCAAUGACCUUUGAUCACUCAGGCUCCCGUCUCAUCACAACAGAAGCUGAUAAAACUAUCAAAAUCUACAAAGAAGACGACACGGCCUCUGAAGAAACGCAUCCUAUUAAUUGGCGGCCGGAGAUUUUGAAACGACGAAAGUUUUAA
Pieris macdunnoughi is the source of this 1344-nucleotide messenger RNA. NCBI's taxonomy places the organism in Eukaryota, Metazoa, Arthropoda, Insecta, Lepidoptera, Pieridae. The record is from the annotation of a GenBank genome assembly.